AUGUCGGGCCCUCAUGGUGUUAUCACCUUGCACAACGAUAUGAAACAAGUCUUCACCUACGAAGCCGAGAGCUGGAUGAUCGAAGGUGUCUCUGCAAUGUUUGUUAGUCUUUUGGCAUUCACCAUUGAUAUGGAGUUCGACAUGGCAAUGGACAUGAGCCAGGAACAGCUCAUGCACAUCAUCUCGCAGCUAGACCGUGCGCUCGCCGCCAGCUCGCCUUCUCCAUCCACGUCGCCGUCUGCGUCGCCGCCGCAUCAGCCGUCGUCGUCGGCGGCGGCUCCGGUUCUGCCACCUGCAGGUCUACCGUGCGCUACGAUGGCACCGGCGCUACUGCAUCCGGCCGCCGCCACGGCGCCGGUGCAGAUGCCGGCCGGCAUGCUGUACACGACGACGACGACGUCGAUGAUGCGUCAGGCAGCUGCUGCGGCUGUCUGUAUCGACGUCGUCGACGCGGCGGCGGAGGAGGCGGCGCCCAGGCCCCGGAGGCGCAACGCUCGCGUGUCGAGCGAGCCGCAGAGCGUGGCGGCGAGGCUGCGGCGGGAGCGCGUGAGCCAGCGGAUGCGCGCGCUGCAGCGGCUCGUCCCCGGCGGCGCGAGGCUGGACACGGCGUCCAUGCUGGAGGAGGCCAUCCGCUACGUCAAGUUCCUCAAGGGUCACGUCCAGUCGCUGGAGCGGGCCGCCGCCGCGCUGCACAUGCACGGCCGCCGCGACGUCCACCCCACCGCCGGCGGCUUCGCCGGCGCCGGAGACGCCAUCUACUCGUCAUAUUACGCUUAGAUUCCACUCAUUACAUGCAUGCAUGCAGAUGCUACAAACGACGCUGUAAAUUAACUAAAGUCUCCAUAUUAAUUAGUGAUAUUACACAAUUGUGACUGCACAAUAAUUAGGAACCAGAGGGGGUAGUUUAUGUGUUAGGGAAUUUAUAGUGCAAUG
Messenger RNA from Oryza brachyantha (malo sina), 933 nucleotides. RefSeq names its product transcription factor LRL2-like. Gene Ontology annotation, biological process: regulation of DNA-templated transcription. The record is from RefSeq and is a predicted model, not a curated record. Bases 1 to 777 code for a protein of 258 amino acids. Lineage: Eukaryota; Viridiplantae; Streptophyta; Magnoliopsida; Poales; Poaceae. Gene Ontology annotation, molecular function: DNA-binding transcription factor activity; protein dimerization activity. The transcript has 3 exons.